Messenger RNA from Brenthis ino (lesser marbled fritillary), 1293 nucleotides. The record is from the annotation of a GenBank genome assembly. Lineage: Eukaryota; Metazoa; Arthropoda; Insecta; Lepidoptera; Nymphalidae.
AUGACUCUUUUUAUACAUUUGUACUGUGUGAUAUGGAUAACGCUACUGACAGUCUGCUGCAGUACGACAGGUCGAGAAUUUAACAACGGACAGAAUGUAGUAUCUGUAGCUCCUAUAGAGGUUACUGAUGAAUCUAUGUACCCGAGAUUCGCCGAACCAAUUCCGAAUGUUACAGCAACUGUCGGCAGAGAUGCUUUACUGGCGUGCGUCGUUGAUAAUUUAAGAGGAUUCAAGGUGGCUUGGGUUCGUAUGGACACUCAAACAAUUCUGACCAUCCAUCAUAACAUCAUAACACAGAACACGCGCAUCAGUCUGUCAUAUAACGACCACCGUUCAUGGUUCCUACAAAUUAAAAAUGUACAAGAAGUGGACCGCGGUUGGUACAUGUGUCAAGUCAAUACAGACCCUAUGCGCUCAAGAAAAGGCUACCUUCAAGUUGUAGUGCCUCCAUCAAUCAUCGACAAUAUGACGUCUACUGACAUGGUAGUGAGAGAAGGCACGGACGUAACGUUAGUGUGUCGGGCUUCCGGCUAUCCUGAACCAUAUGUUAUGUGGAAGAGAGAGGAUGGACAAGAUUUCAACUAUAACGGAGAAUCUGUAAACGUAGUCGACGGCGAAACGCUAACCAUAACAAAGGUAUCUCGUCUCCAUAUGGGCGCCUAUCUCUGUAUCGCAUCCAACGGCGUUCCUCCAUCGAUCAGUAAACGCAUCAUGCUCAUGGUUCAAUUUCCACCAAUGCUUUCGAUACCAAAUCAAUUGGAAGGGGCGUACAUCGGUCAAGACGUGACAUUGGAAUGUCACACAGAAGCCUACCCAUCCUCAAUCAACUACUGGACUACAGACAAGGGGGAUAUGAUCAUUUCCGAAAUGGAAAUUGUAGGUGGCAAGUAUGAAGCAUUCCCCGUGGAUAGCGGCUACAACAAAUUUAUGAUGUUGAAGAUUCGUAACAUCACCAAAGAAGAUUUUGGCUUUUACAAAUGUAUUGCGAAGAACUCCUUGGGCGAAACGGACGGCAUCAUCAAACUCGAUGAAAUACCAGCACCUCCGUCAGCUUUUACAACUACACAAAAAUCUGUACUCGAUAAUCAAACGAUCCGGAAGAAAGGUCAACUUCAGAUUUAUCAAGCAAAUGACGCAGUCAGCUCUACAUUCCAAGGUGAAGCUUAUGGUGAACAAAUACGAGAUUUUGAUUUCUAUGAAACGGAAAACGCAUCAUCGAGCCCGAAAUUAGAAAAACUUUUAUAUGUAACACUUUUAAUUCGGCAAAUAAUAAGUAUAGUUUGUGUACAUUCU